UCUAUGUUGUGGCGAAAAACGAAAUUUGUUUGAUAUUAUUAAUUUAAAAGAUAUGAUGGUGAACUUUCGUUUCUUUUUUUUUAGACGGAACUAUAUAUUUUUGGGGGAAUCAUGCGAUAGUGUUUUUCAUGUCGAAUUCAUUGACCCUUAAUGUAUUUAGCCGAUUUUUAUUAGUUUUUACGAUAGUAUAUAUAUUGUUAGCUAUAGAAGUACGUAGCGAUUUUUUUUAUUUAAUGUAAACUUUCAUUUUUGUUAACAAUUUACAAUUUUUUAACCAAAAACUGGGUUAGUGCGCUAUUUCUACAAUAUUUGAUUAAAAAAAAAACCCUUAACCCCUCUUAAUGAGAUCUCUGCUGAAGGCAAUGCUUGGCAAACAAAAUUAAUAAAUUGCGCUACAUUUCCGCCAACGAUAACAUUGUUUUUCAUUGAAAAACGCACGAACGACCUCACGAUAAAAAAAUAAAUGGACCGUUCGGGCUGACUAGCGUAGUUCAAGUUGAAUGAAAUGUUUUUCUUUCUUCUGAAAGUCGAGCCAAAGACAAUAAAAAUGAUUAGAUGUCUGUUCUUAUGUCACCGCCGUACGAGAAUAACAGGGGACGAAAAUAAACCAUAGAUAAAGAAUAAUCCUUUAGAAUUUUCACGUUUCUCAUAAAGCAACGUGAUUUCGAUAUUUCUCAUAGCGCGUUACGAUUUUCGUAUUUUUACAAAUUUAACGAAUCGGAGGAUCACGUUCGUUCCUUUCUCAUUCGGAAGAGCACGUGGCUAAUUUACAAGUAUGAUAACAAGAAUGAUUUACGCUGUGGCCGGCCUCCCAGCAUCCGUGAUGUGUCUAAUCGAUAAAACAGCAUGCAAACAUAAUACGUAAUUAAAUCGCACGUUAUUUACAAGCGGAAUGGUACUCUUAGCUGGCGAGCGCGGUGACUAGCUUUUUCGUGAUCUCCCUUUGACUUCCGCUCUAUCAACCGUGGACGACGAUGGCGUCGCUGGGGAACAAAGCGGACGAGCAAGUCGCCAAGCCGCAGCAGAAUGGCCGGUGCAAGAGCGAGGAUCUGCAGCUCGAAGACGUCCAGGACAACAAUAACGAGAGCAUCGAAGUCGAGAUGGUGGUGCCGCCGGAUGGAGGAUGGGGCUGGGUGAUCGUCGCCGCCUCGUUCAUGUGCAAUCUCUUCGUGGACGGCAUCAUCUUCAGCUUCGGCGUGUUCCUGAACGACAUCUCCGAGGCUUUCGCUGUGUCCAAGGCGAGGGUCGCGCUGGUCGGAUCGCUGCAAUCUGGAUUUUAUCUUAUGGCUGGUCCUUUCGUGUCAGCGUUGGCCAACAGGUACGGGUUCAGGCUGGUAACGAUCUUAGGAAGCAUGAUAAGUUGCGGUGCCUUUGUCCUCUCGUACUUUAGCACUUCCAUCGAGUUCCUUUAUAUCUCUUACGGUGUCCUCGGAGGCAUCGGGGCAGGCUUGAUUUACGUGCCGGCUGUGAUAACUACCGGGUUUUAUUUUGAAAGAUGGAGAGCCCUGGCCACCGGCAUCGCGGUCUGCGGCUCCGGGAUCGGUGCCUUCUUGCUCGCACCAAUCACCGACGUGCUCGUCAAGCAAUACGGAUGGAGAGGCGCGUUGCUCUUCCAAGCAGGGAUGCUGCUGAACUGCUCCAUUUUCGGUGCGAUGUUUCGACCACUGAAACCAACGAGGAUCAAAGUGAAGUCCGCUCCAGAGAACGUUGGCUUAGAGAUGAAGAGCAGCUUGAUGGCGAAGGGAUUGUCCACGGCGUCGUUGCACUGCGUCCAACCGACCAGAAACGGUUUCUUCGGCACGAACAACAACACGGAGUAUCCGACUGCUGCCGAGCUGCUAGGCAGCAACCCCAACAUAGUAUACGCCUCCAAGUCUCUGCACUCUUUGCACAAGGUGCACGUGGAGCUGCCUGUGCUCGAGAGGAAGCUGAGCAGUUCCGAGAAGAGGAUGUCCGUCCCCAUAUACCCAGAUCUCGACGUCACCAUGGAUGAGAAGAGCAUCGAGGAAGAGAACAAUCUUCUGGGUGGCGAUGUGGAAAGACUGAACGGCAAAGUGCCCACGAUUCGCAGGCACACGAUCAGCGGGAGACGCCUGCGCGCAGACUCCGAGUGCAGCCAGAAGUCCCUCAAGGUGGGCAACAGGCGGAACAACCUCAACAAGGAUCCACAGCGACCGUUCUACAGGGACGACAUCUUCUACGGAGGAUCUCUGAACAGGUUGCCCCACUACAAGUCCCAGCAAUCGUCCGUGGGAUAUCACAUGUCCGUCACGCGUCUACCAACGGCUACAGACGUUGCCGAAGAAGAAAGCGGAAGCUGCUACCUCUGUCCUGAGAGCGUGAGGCGUAUACUUACCACCAUGCUUGACCUGAGCCUCCUGAAGAGCCCCUCGUUCCUCAUUCUGGCCAUCUCUGGCGGACUCACCAUGAUGGGCUUCUAUACACCCUUCAUGUAUGUCCCAGAUCGAGCCAAGCUGGCAGGUAUGGAGCCAUCCACAGCGAUGUUCCUAGUCUCCGUGAUCGGCAUCGGUAACACAAUCGGUCGUGUCGUCUGUGGCAUGGCCAGUAGCUUACCUGGCGUCGACGCCCUGGUCGUCAACAACAUAUUCAUUAGCACCGGUGGCAUCCUGACCAUGUGCUCCGGUCUGUCGCUCUCCCAGGGCUACCAAUUCUUCUAUGCAGCCAGCUUUGGCAUCAGUAUAUCCGUGUUCGCCUCUCUGAGAUCGAUCCUCGUGGUAGACCUCCUGGGGCUGGAGAAAUUGACCAACGCGUUCGGACUGCUUCUUCUGUUCCAAGGCGUGGCGGCUGCCAUAGGCGCGCCUAUCGCAGGUGUCUUCAUGGAUGCCACGGGGAGCUACGACGCCUCCUUCUAUCUAUCCGGAAGUUUGAUCCUCGUUUCAGCUUUGAUCUGCUACCCCCUAAAGAGGAUCAACUUGUGGGAGACGAAGAAGUGCAGCGACCCGAUCGCGGAAGAUCCGUCGAAAUCCUGAUCGAGAGCCGAAUCCGUCGAGACACCCGUAGACUGAAGUCUAUUCCUUUCGCCGUCGAGGCGAUGUGUUUGUACAUACUAAUGCGUAAUAAUUUAUAGCGAGCGCGCUCGGAUCGAUAAUUAAUCCCCGCCGCAGCGGAGUGCAUGCGAUCUACGAGCCAGCCUGAGACUACGGAACGAAAGGUCUUGGAAAUAUCAAAGGCCCAGCGCGCGUUGGAGCCAGUGCAAUAGGCCAGCCUCCGAGUUAGGCGAGUUGCCGUCCAAACGAGACUGCUUGCGUCGACCAAACCCUCUAUCGACGAGGAACGCCUCAACUCUCUACUACAUGCUUCGAACUGGGGAACUCAAUUGAAAGUGUUUCUAUAGAGUUGAGAAUGUUUAGCGUGAGUCAUUGAGAAUGUUCAGGUCUGUUGAGGGAUGUGUAGGUUGUAGGUGAGGAGUGAUUUCUUUUGGCAGGUUUAAGAGGCUAGAAUGGGGAGUCAUGCGAUAGAGGGGUAACUCUUUGCAGCACGAAGGGUGGAUGACCAUCUAGGAAAUAGAGAAAAAUGCAGCAUUGUCGUUAGUUCAAGUGACCACUUGUGCCAGUGACCACUUACUCUAGUGACCACUUUUUCCGAUCACUUGCUAGGGUGACCACUUACUCCAGUGAUCGCUGCAACAGUUCACCACCCAGUCCCCACCAGCCUACGACAGCACCACAUUUUUGUACAUCCUACGCCCUGUGUGUCUGUCCCUUUUAUCUUCCACGAGCACAGUCUCAGGGGUACUCAGAUCUUUGGGUACAUUUUUAUACAUCCUACAACCUCCGUAAUUUUUAUUUAUCCUCCUUGAGCACAGUUCCGAGGUUA
This is a messenger RNA of Hylaeus anthracinus, 3837 nucleotides long. RefSeq names its product monocarboxylate transporter 3. The record is from RefSeq and is a predicted model, not a curated record. The transcript is spliced from 12 exons. Lineage: Eukaryota; Metazoa; Arthropoda; Insecta; Hymenoptera; Colletidae. The coding region runs from base 975 to 2990 and encodes 671 amino acids. Gene Ontology annotation, biological process: monocarboxylic acid transport; transmembrane transport. Gene Ontology annotation, molecular function: monocarboxylic acid transmembrane transporter activity.